AUGGUCUCCUCCAAGCUGUUGACUGGCGUUAUCGUCUUGCUGUCGGUUGGCGCCGCCAAGGGCAAAGUGUGCUAUCCGACUCGCUCCACUACGUUGCCAACAACGGCUGAAACCACCACCUCGACUGUCGAGUCUUCGACGGCUACUGAGUCAUCGAUUGAAAUCAGCUCGUCUUCGACCACCGAGUCCUCAGGUGUCGAAACUACCACUGCUUCGACUACUGACUCCUCAUCUGCCGAAACAACCACAUCCUCCGCUACGGAAUCCACAACGGCUACAUCGACUGUCAGCACUGAUGCGACAACCACUGCCACAUCCUCUUCAGCUGAAACAUCUUCAACCUACAUCACCAUCACUUCGACAACGGCAAGCUCGACCGAGACCGAGACCGAGACCGCAAGCACAUCCACUUCGACCUUCUUCCCUGCUGGUCUAUUCCCAUGCCAAAAUGAUGCGGACUGCGACCUGCGUGGCGGAGUGUGCGAUCCCAUGCGCUGCGGCUGUAUCAACCUGAUGUGCUACCUCAAGCCGACGACGAUGGCAACAAUGACCACCACCGCCUUGCCCGAAUUUGCAUGUGGCAGUGAUACUCAAUGCGUAGGUGCUUCGUUCUGUUUGGAUCAGGGAGCCAACAUCUGCGCCUGUGUCAACGCUCUUUGCAUCGUGACGGUGCUCCCUUUGCCAUAA
Fusarium falciforme is the source of this 687-nucleotide messenger RNA. RefSeq lists its product as hypothetical. The coding region runs from base 1 to 687 and encodes 228 amino acids. NCBI's taxonomy places the organism in Eukaryota, Fungi, Ascomycota, Sordariomycetes, Hypocreales, Nectriaceae. The transcript has a single exon. The record is from RefSeq and is a predicted model, not a curated record.